GGUAGAGCAAGCUGUUGGGGGACACCGACAGGGCCAAGACGACGACGGAACGAGAGAUUGAGACGCCAGCCGGCGGGAUUGCGAUGUCCCUUUUUGUCAGCCUCUCAGCCGUCAGUCUGCAGUGCCUGUUCCUGAGGUGGACGACUACUUAGUCUUCCUAUUCACCCCGUAUCCUGCCGCGGGCAAUCGACUGGUCGGCCUCCGUGGAAGAACUGGAGCGCUGGAGGUGAAGCUCAGCUCGUGGUCGGCGAGGCCAAUUCUUUAUUAAUUAUUAUUAGCCGGGGCUCCAUACGCGCUUGGCCUUCUUCUGCCCUUGCUUGGACACCUACUACACCUGGAGUAGCAACCUCCCUUCUCCGUGGAAGAAGAGGAGGUAGCUCGCUCAGGCGCCACCGGCCGCCGCGAUGGACGCGGAGACCGGAGAUGCCCGGUCUCCCCUGCUGCCGCAUCACCUUCCCAGCCAGACGCAGGUUUCCUCAGCGAAUCAGCACUAUAACAAGCCCUUCAGCUGGAAGGCCCCAGCCAUUAUUUUGGCCUUCGAAUUCUUGGAGAGCAUUGCUUACUCUGGUAUAGCACUCAACUUGGUCGUGUAUCUCGGAACCGUCCUCCAUGGAACCACUGCCUCCAAUGCAGCAACCGUUGAUGCGUGGAACGGUGCCACCUUUCUUACACCGGUCCUUGGAGCCUUUCUUGCUGAUACAUACUGGGGAAAGUACAAGACCGCAGCUAUCUCUAUAAUUUUCUACGUUGUUGGCUUGCUCAUAAUUACCGCCUCUGCUGUCAUACCAUCCCUACGGCCUGCCACAUGUGAAGGCGGUUCUUGCCCUCCUGCAACAGGGUUUCAGUAUUUUGUGCUCUUUGGUUCAUUGUACCUCAUUUCCAUUGGUACGGGGGGCGUCAAGUCAGCUUUACUUCCCCUCGGAGCGGAUCAAUACAAUGAUGCAAACCUCGAAGAGAGUAAAAACAAACAAUUGUUCUUCAGUUGGUUCUUCAUGGCUGUCAACCUCGGAGUGUUCAUCUCCGGCACUGUUCUUGUCUGGAUACAGCAGAAUGUUGCUUGGUCUCUUGGAUUUGGCAUCUCCUCGAUAUGCCUUGUUAUUGCCGCAGUUGCCUUUUUGGUUGGAACACCGCUUUACAGGGUUCAACUUCCAAAUGGGAGCCCACUCAAGAGUAUAGUAAUGGUGUUUGUUGCCUCUUUUAAGAAGAGAAGAGUGGUGCUUCCUGUUGAUAGCACGCUGUUGUUUCAAGGGGAUGACGCUGAAUCAAGCAGCAUAGUGCCAAACAAAUUAGAACACACUGAUGAAUUCAGGUGCUUAGAUAAGGCUUCUGUUGUGGAGGACCAAGAGAUGAAGGACAGAGAUCGCACAUGGCUACUAUGUACUGUAACCCAGGUGGAGGAAGUGAAGAUUCUGAUCCGGAUGCUUCCAAUAUGGUUCACCUGUGUCUUCUAUUCGGCUGCAAUGAGCCAGACUGCUACUACUUUCGUUCAGCAGGGGAACGCGAUGAACACUAAGAUCGGAUCCUUCUCCGUGCCCGCUGCCUCUAUGAACUCUGCCGAGGUGAUCUUCAUGCUUAUCUGGGUUGUGUUCCAGGACAGCAUCGUCAUCCCGAUAGCCAGGAGGUACACCGGGAACCCGAUGGGACUGACGCUGCUGCAGCGGAUGGGCGUCGGACGGUUGCUGGCGAUCCCGUCUCUGGCAGCAGCAGCACUGGUGGAGACGUGGAGACUGCGCAGCGUGAGGGCCGGGCAUAACCUGAGCAUCGGGUGGCAGCUCCCGCAGUUUGUGAUCCUGGCCUGCUCCGACGUGUUCUGUGGCAUUGCGCAGCUGGAGUUCUUCUACGCGGAGGCGCCUGCGUCGAUGCGCAGCCUUUGCUCGGCGUUCCAGUUCCUGGCCAUGUCGUUGGCGUACUACGUGAACACGCUGGUGGUCUCAUUGGUGGCGGCCGUGACCACGGCCUGGGGCGGCCAGGGCUGGCUCCCCGCUGACCUCAACGACGGCCACCUGGACUACUACUUCUGGCUGUGGACUGGGAUCAGUGUGGUGAACUAUGUCGUGUACACGGCAUUUGCAAGGCGUUAUACGGUCAAGAAGGUUGUCCUUCAGUAAAGGUUCCAGACUCUCUGUAUGUUCAAUUACUGCAUGUAUCCAUCCUACUGUGUUUUGCAGUGUACGCUACUCUGGAACCAAAGAUUUCUGCUGUUCAUUUGAAUGUAUGGUCCUCUGUACUAGCCUACCAGGAUGAUUCAUCUUACUGUCUUGUCUUAUGAUUUACGAUUUUUAUAAAUAUUUACCAUGGGAAAAGGAAGAUAAUUUGUAUGCAUAUGCAGAUUGGGAUGUUGUGUUGGUA
Sorghum bicolor (sorghum) is the source of this 2349-nucleotide messenger RNA. RefSeq names its product protein NRT1/ PTR FAMILY 8.3. The coding region runs from base 405 to 2108 and encodes 567 amino acids. The transcript is spliced from 5 exons. The record is from RefSeq and is a predicted model, not a curated record. Gene Ontology annotation, biological process: transmembrane transport. NCBI's taxonomy places the organism in Eukaryota, Viridiplantae, Streptophyta, Magnoliopsida, Poales, Poaceae. Gene Ontology annotation, molecular function: transmembrane transporter activity. Gene Ontology annotation, cellular component: membrane.